Molecule: messenger RNA, 1278 nt
Organism: Lipotes vexillifer (Yangtze River dolphin)
Lineage: Eukaryota; Metazoa; Chordata; Mammalia; Artiodactyla; Lipotidae
Gene: CCNJL
Product: cyclin J like
Exons: 6
Coding region: 1-1278 (425 amino acids)
Source: RefSeq, a predicted model, not a curated record
AUGAUGGAUGAGCCGUGGUGGGAAGGGCGUGUCGCCUCGGACGUCCACUGCACCCUGCGCGAGAAGGAGCUGAAGCUGCCCACCUUCCGAGCCCACUCCCCGCUCCUGAAGAGCCGCCGGUUCUUUGUUGACAUCUUAACCCUGCUGAGCAGCCACUGCCAGCUCUGCCCCGCUGCCCGGCACCUGGCCGUCUACCUGCUGGACCACUUCCUGGAUCGCUAUAACAUCACCACCUCCAAGCAGCUCUAUGCCGUGGCCGUCUCCUGCCUUCUGCUCGCAAGUACGUGGAACCCACUUCUUUCCCCGUGCCGUUUCCUCACCCGCUGUUCUGCAGCCAGUGAGGUUAGGCUUGGAGGCCAAGGUGACCAGACCGAGGCCACCACCAUCCGAUGUAAGUUCGAGGAUAGGGAAGACCAUGUCCCCAAGCUGGAACAGAUAAACAGCACGAGGAUCCUGAGCAGCCAGAACUUCUCCCUUACCAAGAAGGAGCUGUUGAGCACAGAGCUGCUGCUGCUGGAGGCCUUUGGCUGGAACCUCUGCCUGCCCACGCCCGCCCACUUCCUCGACUACUACCUCCUGGCCUCCGUCAGCCAGAAGGACCACCACUGCCACAGCUGGCCCACCACCUGCCCCCGCAAGACCAAAGAGUGCCUCAAGGAGUACGCCCACUACUUCCUAGAGGUCACCCUGCAAGAUCAUAUUUUCUACAAAUUCCAGCCUUCUGUGGUGGCCGCAGCCUGCGUUGGGGCCUCUAGGAUUUGCCUUCAGCUUUCUCCCUACUGGACCAGAGACCUGCAGAGGAUCUCAAACUACUCCCUGGAACAUCUCAGCACAUGCAUCGAAAUCCUGCUGGUAGCUUAUGACAACAUCCUCAAGGAUGCCGUCGCGGUCAAGAGCCAGGCCCUGGCGAUGGUGCCCGGCACACCCCCAGCUCCUACCCAGGUGCUGUUCCAGCCACCCGCCUACCCCAGCCUCGGCCAGCCGACAGCGAUGGCCCUGGCCCAGUUCCAGACCCCCGUGCAGGACCUGUGCGUGGCCUAUCGGGACUCGCUGCAGGCCCACCACUCGGGGACCCUGCUCUCAGGGGACAGCGGCUCAUCCCUCCAUGCCCUGUACCCCACCCUCCAGCCCCUGGACGUGUGUCCCGUGCCACUGCCCACGUCCCUCAGCAUGCACAUGGCUAUUGCAGCUGAGUCCAGACACUGCCUCGCCGCCACCUACGGGAGCAGCUACUUCAGCGGGAGCCACGCGUUUCCUGCGGGCUGUUUCGACAGAUAG